Messenger RNA from Paramecium sonneborni, 1599 nucleotides. The record is from the annotation of a GenBank genome assembly. NCBI's taxonomy places the organism in Eukaryota, Ciliophora, Oligohymenophorea, Peniculida, Parameciidae.
AUGUAAGAAAAUUAGAAAUCUGACAUGGCUCCUUAGGAUAAAUAAUGGGAAUGGAUACCAUGUUCAUAUGAUGUUAAACGUAUAUCAAAGGAUACAGAAACAACUUGGAACUUAAGUCCUUCAGUUUAACUUAAAAUACCAUCUGAAUAAGGUUAAAUAGAUCCUCUUAUUGAUCUUAAAAUUGAACAGAGUAGAAAUUUUAUUUACACAAAUAAAAAUGCAUUAGGUUGGAAUUGGCAUAAGAGUUGGAAUCUACCAGAUAUUGGAGUUGAAUUAGAUGUAUGAAAUAAUAUUUUUAUAAUUAUUUUAGAUCACUGAUCCCACCACUGAUGAAAAACUUGCUCCCCCUGGAAAAAUAUAUGUAUUUCAGCUUUUUUUUAUUUAGGCUAAAAUUUAAAUUGUAAAACCAACAGUAAGUCCAAUGAAGACUUUUCAUCUAUUAGAAGUAGGUGUUAAGGGAAAUUAAAAAAUGGAUUUAGAAAAUAAUAAAUGUAUAUUCUCAGGACUCAAAUUUAACACUACUUCUUAUAAUCAUGAUGUAUCUCAUUUAUUUUAUUUAGCAUUAAAAAUUUCAUAUCAUAAUUACACUUUAUCUCUGUUAAAGUAAAUUUGAAUUCCCAUAAAUAUUAAUAUCACGUAUUUCUCCUCCAAUUUUCGUUGAUUCCAGAAAAUCAGCCAGAGACAUUGAACAAUAAAAUAAAUAAAAGUUACAAUCUUAUUUUGAUCCUUUUCCUACUAACACUCUUGAAAAACAAUUUACAACUACUAAACCAUAAAAUACUGAAAUUAUUACUAAUACUAUUGAAGGAUUAAAUAAUUAUUUCUCUGCUCCCAAUAUAAGGCAUAAAGUUAAACAUCCAAUAUUUCUCUGUAUCAAAUUUAGUUCAUGCAUUAAAUUGUAUCUCAAUACAAAUGUAUUUAAAUUUUAAGACUCUAAAUCUUUAGUUUUAACUAUUUAAUAAGUCUUAUAUAAAAGUACAAAUAAUAAUGUCAAUAAUAAAUUGGAUUAAAAAUAUAUCAUAUUGUGUGUUGAUAGUAGUAAUACUAUUAGUAAAUUUCAAUAACAUCUUAAGAAAUUAUAGGAAUUCUUAGAACCAUUCAAUAAUGAUGACAUUGAAGUAGUUAUUGAUCCUGUUGAAUUACCUAAAAAUUUUACUUAAAUUACAGAUUUAACUGAUCUUAAAUAAGCAUAUAUAGAUGUCUAUGAUAAACUUUUAUAAUUGAAAAAGAAUGAAUCAUAAUAAGAGGAUAAUUAAGAAUAUGAAGAAUAACCAAGAAAAAAAAAGAAAUCUAAAGAGUAGGAAGUUGUUUAGAAUAAUUAAGAAAAAAUUAUUAGAAAAGUUAUUUAAAUUUAAGGUCCUAAUAUUUCUUAACAAAGAUCUCAUCAUACUCAUGUAAUUCAAAGUGCUGAAAUGCUUAUAGAAUAAUAACAUCAAUAUCUAGAUAAAGAUCAUGUAAAGGAAGAGAAUUUAGUUUAAGAAGAGAAACCUCAUUAAUUUGGUUUACCAGAUCUUAUUUAAUAAACUGCAAUAAAUCUUAAUAAGAUAUUAUUAUUAAGAGCUUUAUUACCUUAGUAAUAACCACCAUAAUGAUUUUGAG